AUGGCCGCGUUGUCAACAACUUCGUUGAGUGCUUCGCUUCUCGAAGAAAAUGAUAUUCCUGGCGCUUCUCUAUGUGGCCGAAAACCAUCCGAACUGAAAAAUGACGAGUUAAAGUUUUGGUUAAAGUGUAGAGGUGAUCCAGCGAAAGGCCUUAAAACGAAAGCAGAACUUGUUAAGAGGUGAGAAAUCGCUUUUUUCAGCUUUGUUUCCAUGCGCGUCACUUUGAUCUUUUCAGUAGCAAAUAUUCGCCAUGCUAAAGCGUUUUUAUUCAUUUCUCAGAGUGGAAGAGUACAUCACGCGUGGAAAAGAUAAAAAUAUUGUUGACCCUGAUCCAAAUCAGCUCUAUACGAAGAGGAAACAACAACGAAGCGGUGCAUCGUCGGGUGCGAGCGACGAGCGCCCGUCACAAGGUAAUAACUGUCAGAUUGUUUUACCUGUAAUUUAGCUAAAUGUUUGCGUAUCGGUUUUUGAAAAUGAGUAUGUGUGAGUUCAAAAUAAAAUACUGUUUCUUUCUGUCUCACAGAUCCCAACUCUGUCAAAUAUCCUGAUAAUGGAUGGAGCACCUCUCUGGCCAAAAUGCCAAUGUUUACCAAAGCGGAAAUGAACGAGCACGUAGCAAGUUCAGGCAAGAGGAUCGCCAAUAUAGAUCAUCAUUCCGUUCCGACAUCGUUGCGGAAAGCGAAAACAUUCCUUGAAGAUGAAUAUCUUAAGGAAAUAAUGGCAUCCAGUGACCAGCACUGUUUUUAUUUCCAAGCUAAAUGUUGCCAUAGCUUUAGAAAAAAUGACCCUCCGCAUGAACUGAAACUUGCCUUGUGCAUUAUUAGUGGGAACGUUAUGGACAGCAGGUGUACUUGUGUGGCUGGCAAGGCUGGAUUUUGCAACCACAUUUCUGCCUUGAUGUUAAAGCUAUGUAAAUUCUCCCUGUUCGAGGCAAAAACAACAAAGGAUCUGUGCCAAGAGAAGGAUGAAAAUCCAGAACUAGCCUGCACAUCACAGCUGCAAAAGUGGCACAAGAAAGGUGGUGGAGAAAACAUAUUUCCUCAGCCAGUGAUGGAGGUAAUUGUUAGAAAAACCAAGCUCGAUGAGCCUAGCAGCCCACGAGGCAAUGGAUGUGUGAAAUGUUUGCUGUACGAAGCCCGGAAACAGCCACACUAUGAUCCUGUCAGUGAGAAUGCUUUCAAAGGUGCAAUUGCCCAAAUUGACCCUAAUAUGGGUUUUGCUCAGAUGAGUGAAGGAGCUGAUUCCAGUAAUGACAGUAAUCAAUUGACAAACUCCAAAUUUGGAAAAUGCCCUGUUGGCUCCAUGUUGAGUUAUCAGACAGCAUUCACAGAGUCAAACUUUACCGCUGAAGCUGAUCUAACUUCAGUACCAAGAAAUAACUUUGUUACCCAAGGACUUGAUCACUACCCAAGAUUUCCUUUGAGUAAUGAAGAUGACAUGGUGGUACCUCGUGUGCUGAGUGACACUGAGAAGGCAUUACUCAGGCAUUUAACUGUUGAGGAAGACAAAAUAAAUUCAAUUGAGAGUGACACUAGGGAUCAAGCAGGAUGUGAUGACUGGAAGAAACACCGCACUUAUCGCUUCACAGCAUCCAGUUUUCAGCUCAUUGCAAGGCGACAAAGGAAUCAUGAAAAUUUCGCACAAUCACAAAUGCACCCAAAGCCCUUCUCAUCAAAGUAUGUGGCCCAUGGUUUAAAGUAUGAACCCAUUGCACUCCAGCAAUAUGAAAAGUUCAUGUUUAACAGGAAAUCUCCAGUUGCUGUUCUAAGAAGUGGUCUUGUUAUUUCCAAAAGCUGUCCUGUUCUUGGUGCUACACCGGAUGCUAAAGUUGUAGACUUUGGAUGUUCUAUUUGCUUUGGGCUAGCCGAGGUAAAAUGCCCUCACACCAAGUUUAAUGUGACACCACUGGAAGCAUGUUCUGAUGCUAAUUUUUUCAUGGAAAAAAUCAGUGACACUCAAUGUAGACUUAAGAGGAAUCAUGCAUAUUAUGCCCAAGUUCAAGGACAAAUGGGUGUGACCGGGGCUAAAUGGUGUGAUUUUAUUGUGUACACCGGAAAGGGCCUCUACAUUGAGAGGAUACCAUUUGAUGCUACUUUUUGGCAGAAUCUUAGAACUGAACUUCUUCAAUAUUACUUUGAGCACUUUUUAAAGUUUGCAGCAGCAGAUUUUCACAGUUCAGCUGUAGGUCACUAG
This is a messenger RNA of Porites lobata, 2193 nucleotides long. Lineage: Eukaryota; Metazoa; Cnidaria; Anthozoa; Scleractinia; Poritidae. The record is from the annotation of a GenBank genome assembly.